Molecule: messenger RNA, 600 nt
Organism: Mangifera indica (mango)
Lineage: Eukaryota; Viridiplantae; Streptophyta; Magnoliopsida; Sapindales; Anacardiaceae
Exons: 1
Coding region: 77-424 (115 amino acids)
Source: RefSeq, a predicted model, not a curated record
UCUCAAAACCGAUUUUCCCUCUAAAUCUUCAACUCAAAACUCAAGAAAUUAACAGAGAAAUUUAAGUGCCAAGAUUAUGGGUGUCUCUCACAGGAAAAAUUUCUCCACUACCUUAUUCAUUUUCUCCAUUGUAUUGGUUUCCCAUCAAGAACUUGUAGCGGCAAUGAGGCCGUUAGGAGGAGAGCAAUGGACAAAGAAAACAGGGGGCCUGGUGUUUCAGUCUCUACAGCAGGGGCCAGUGCCCCCUAUAAGUGGUAACCCAUGCACUUACAUACCUGGACAGGGCUCAGGCUCUUGCACUCUCAAUGGCAUGAACGUAGCCGGCAGUGUUGUGCGUGCCCCGCCUGCCUUUCCUGACCUAGUCAUGGAAGUUGGAGUGGCUUCCACUGCUUCAGACACUCGUCGCCAAGAUCAAGUCUUGUAAUUUAGAUAUGCCAGGUCAAACUCAAAUGAAAUUUCGCCAUAAAUUUUAUGUAACUUUGACCCUUGUUUUGUGCCUUUUUUUUUUUUUUUCAAUCCUAGGAUUGUUUAUUUUUUUUCGCUCGUCUGUUUCUUGGUAAUAUAACAACCAAUGCAUGUAUUUAUUGUAACUUAAAACAC